Diabrotica virgifera virgifera (western corn rootworm) is the source of this 1047-nucleotide messenger RNA. Its product is annotated as FAD synthase. Bases 126 to 959 code for a protein of 277 amino acids. The transcript is spliced from 6 exons. Lineage: Eukaryota; Metazoa; Arthropoda; Insecta; Coleoptera; Chrysomelidae. The record is from RefSeq and is a predicted model, not a curated record.
UCAUCAAAACGUCAAAGUAAAAUUAUCGUCAAAUUUUUAAUCAUGUGGUGAUGUGGUCAUAAUAUACGUUCUAAACAUUCAAAAUUCAAGUAGUACUCACAUUUACAUACAUUCUUAGUUUAAAAAUGGUACUUAGUACAUGGAGAACAACACAUAAAAUUCUUUCAAGACACAUUUGCAAAACAAGACGGAAGCAAACAACUGCAGGAGUUCUAGUCAUUGGCGAUGAGAUACUCAAAGGACAAACGGAAGACACCAACUCUAGGUACCUGUCAAAGGAAAUUUACAAAUCAGGAGUACAAGUCAAAAAGAUCUCGGUUAUAGGUGAUAUCGUAGAAGAUGUUUCAAGGGAAGUCAAGGAGUUUUCCAAUUCUUUCGAUUAUGUCAUCACUACAGGGGGAAUCGGACCUACACAUGAUGAUAUUACAUUUGAAGCCGUAGCAAAAGCUUUCAAUGAAGAGUUAAUUCUAGAUCCAACCCUGAAGGAAUUGGUCCUAAAGUUUUACAAAAGUAAUGACAUAAAUAUUCCUGGAAUGAAAAUGGCUUAUAUUCCUCAGUCUGCAAAGCUCAACUUUAAAUCAAAUAUCACUCCAGAACCUCUGGUCUAUCCAAAUAUUUCAGUUAGAAACGUAUACAUAUUUCCUGGAAUACCUGAAUUAAUGAUGAAGACAUUUAGUUCCGUAAAAGCAACAAUAUUUCAAUCCAAAGAACAGUUUUUCACAAAAUGUUUGUACCUGAAAAGUAAAGAAUCUGACGUUGUGCAGAUAUUGAACAAAGUGGUACUAGAAUUUCCUGAUGUGCAGUUUGGAUCAUAUCCUAAAUUAUUUAAUAGUCAGUACCAGGUUAAGUUAACGGUGGAGUCAGUUAGUGAGAAAAACACAAAAAUGGCUUAUGAAACACUAGUGAAACUACUUCCUAAGGAAUCUAUAGUAGAUAAUAAUGACGUAGAUGAAAAGUAACCAUCAGUGAAUACUUUCUGAUUUUAUUUAUUUGUAACAUUUUAAAUCAUAAGGAAAAACAUCAAAAAUAAAAUUAAGGCACACCUUA